Messenger RNA from Lotus japonicus, 1208 nucleotides. Its product is annotated as copper chaperone for superoxide dismutase, chloroplastic/cytosolic. The transcript is spliced from 6 exons. The record is from RefSeq and is a predicted model, not a curated record. Lineage: Eukaryota; Viridiplantae; Streptophyta; Magnoliopsida; Fabales; Fabaceae. Bases 97 to 1050 code for a protein of 317 amino acids. Gene Ontology annotation, molecular function: copper ion binding; superoxide dismutase activity. Gene Ontology annotation, biological process: removal of superoxide radicals.
UAGAAGCAAGUGAGAUGAAAUGCAAGAGAGCGAGCGCGGGGUAGGUGCAUUGCAUACUGAGACCGAAUAUAAAGAAAGAUAAUUUGUUGCAGUGAAAUGGCAUUUCUGAGGUCAGUGGCAACAACUACAAGCGCUGCAAUAGCAGCUUCUUCUGCUAUCCCUGCAGUCUUCGCCUUUUCUUCUCCAUCAUCAUCUUCCCCAUCUUCUUCUUCUUCCCCCAAAUCCCCAAACGCAUCCUUCUCUUCCAACCCCAACAGGUUCACCCUCGUCAAAGCAUUCGUUGCUCCUCCCUCACCUCUCCGAAUGGACACCAAGCUCUCUAACCAGACCGAACAUGUCUUGCCGGAGUUACUGACGGAGUAUAUGGUGGAUAUGAAAUGCGCCGGUUGUGUUAAUUCGGUCAAAGAGAAGCUGAACACCAUUAAGGGAGUGAAGAACGUGGAAGUGGACUUGAGCAAUCAGGUUGUUAGGAUACUCGGUUCGACGCCGGUGAAGACCAUGACUGAAGCUUUGGAGCAGACUGGUAGAAAAGCCAGAUUAAUAGGACAAGGAGUCCCAGAAGACUUCUUAAUAUCUGCUGCUGUCUCUGAAUUCAAGGGUCCCAAUAUUUUUGGUGUUGUUCGCCUGGCUCAAGUAAAUAUGGAACUGGCUAGGAUUGAAGCCAACUUCAGUGGGCUAUCACCAGGAAAGCAUGGUUGGUCCAUUAAUGAGUUUGGUGAUCUGACUAGAGGUGCCGCGAGCACUGGUAAAGUGUUCAAUCCUACAAAUGAGGAAAACACUAAAGAGCCACUUGGUGACCUGGGAACACUAGAUGUUGACGAAAAGGGUGAGGCCUUCUACACUGGGGUCAGAGAAAAUCUGAGGGUGGGUGAUCUCAUUGGACGAUCUUUAGUGGUAUAUGCAACUGAAGAUAAAUCAGAACAUGGUGUAGCUGCUGCAGUAAUUGCCAGAAGUGCAGGAGUGGGUGAGAACUAUAAAAAACUCUGUACUUGUGAUGGCACCACCAUAUGGGAGGCAAGUGACAGAGAUUUUGUUACUAGCAAGGUCUGAUAAAGUAGUUUCAUGAAAACUUAGGAUUAUAAUUUAGUUGCCCUGUCCUCCCCCAGUACUUCAUAUUUUAAGGACUUUUAUACCUUAUGGAUACAAUAAUGUUUGUUUUAUACAGUUUAUAACUAUAUUUUAAAAUUAUUAAUAUUUUGUUGUUAUCA